Botrytis sinoallii is the source of this 2271-nucleotide messenger RNA. RefSeq lists its product as uncharacterized. The record is from RefSeq and is a predicted model, not a curated record. Bases 1 to 2271 code for a protein of 756 amino acids. Lineage: Eukaryota; Fungi; Ascomycota; Leotiomycetes; Helotiales; Sclerotiniaceae. The transcript is spliced from 7 exons.
AUGAUCCUUGAUCCAGUAUUACAUCGAUUUGUCGAUGCCUCAUCAAUUGGCGUUAUGCACUUGCAGCCUUAUGGAAACCAGCAUGUACAGCCGACACCUCGGCCACUACCACCUAAAGUCGAGGCAAUGAAGUUCUGGGAUAAGAUUUUCCCUUCAGCUAUGAAAUGCCUAAGAGCUUGUGAAGAGCCGUACGAUCACAGGAAAUCUGAAUUUGAAAUCCGAACCUCUCAAGCGUGGGUAGAAAUCUGUCGUCGUUUGGAAAAUGCAAGAGAAAUCUACGAGCAUCGGGUCGCAGCAAACAAGGCUGAAAAGUUGAUCAACAAGGCAAGAAUAGGAUUGAGAACAGGCAUGGACAAAGGUGCUGGUCCGCUUAAGCAGGCAGCUCAAUUUGUUCCAGAUAUAGACAUUGCCAGUCCGAUUAUUGGGGCAGUCAAAGUGCUUUUCGGUGCAUACCAAAAUGCAAUGAAAGUCCGUGAGGUAAUCAAUGAUGGUUUCGACGAUCUUUCCACUGGCAUAGCGUUUAUCGACAUCGACUUUUACGUCACCCAAUUUCCAAAUGACCCAAACAUUAUCAAGACAUCUGAGGAUUUAGUCCUUGCCAUAUUCAAGGCCGUUGAGCACGCAAUUGGAUUUUAUAUAGGACAUCAGAUUAAGAGAGCUAUGUCGGCCGUAUUUGGAGGUGACAGUUAUCAGGAACGUUUGAAAAAUAGUCUCAGUGAUAUAAAAAGUUGUAGCCGAUUGCUCAAAUGCGAAGGAGAGAAAUCCGAGUUCCAUUAUAACAGCGAAUCUCGCCGACAAGACAGACAAGAAUCAGCGACAAUGUCAUAUCAAUUAAACGCGACGAACCAGUUCCUUUAUUUGUUGUUCGAAAGUGAAAGACGGCAUUAUCAAUCACUCGCCGAACAAAUAUACACUAUCUCGAGAGCACCAAGCCCACAACCUGUGAUUCAAGCUAUAUAUACCCCCAAACAUAUCUGGAAAAUGCUUCACAUUCCCAAAUUAGACGAUGUUGAUAUAUCGCAUAAUAUGAGUCGAGCAGCAAGCUUUCUACCUGAGGACAAUGGUCGCGCAGAGCAGCUUGUCGGUACGACACAAUUUCAAACAUGGAUUUUAGAUCACAGAAUGAACAAGUUACUAGUCCACGGUGACUUUGGCAUUAAUAAACCCGAAUCACCAUUCUCGGUGCUCUGCGCCAAGCUUAUGCAAGCGUUGCGUUCUCAGUCUGGUUUUAUCAGUCUUGUGUUCUUCUGUGGAUGCCAUCGAGCACCACGUGAUCACCACUCAGGGCCACUGAAUAUGAUUCGAAGUCUUGUUGCGCAGGUUCUAGAACAAUUUACGCAGAUUCCUGAUACGCUCGCGAAUGAUGUGAAUCUUGCCAGCGUGGACGCUGGAGAAAUCCAACAUUUGUGUACACUAUUCGUGUGUCUUGUCAGACAGCUUCCUGCGACGACCACAAUCGUCUGUAUGAUUGACGGCAUACAAUUCUAUGAGCAAGAUCAGUAUGAGAAUGAUAUAGAGUUGGUGUUAGGUUGUCUACUUAGCCUAGCUGAAAAUGAGGACCCGAGCAUAAGCGUUAGGUUCAAAAUACUCUUAACAAGUCCUAGGCUAACAACACGAGUGCGAAGGCGUUUUCAGAUCGGUGUUUCAUUGUUAAAUAUGGCAUCUAUUACCUCUAAUGAGCAAGGUCCAAGUCAAGCGCGGCUUGAGCGUCAACUGGCGAGUACUGUUGCCAAGCCUGCUACCGAUCUUGGCAAUGUUCCUGUUACCACCACUGCUCUUGUUACUUUGAAUCCGCACAUAGAUUUAGAGCUUAUGCGAAUUGAUCAUAGGAGUACUAUAGAUCAAAUCAAUGUUCUCGAGGCUCAUGUUGUUACUUUGAAAGAAAGAGCUUCGAUGUUACAGGAGAGAAUAGAGAGAUUAGACUCUAUUAAUGAGGUUUCGACGGCGGAAGUUACUUAUGACGCUAGGAACAGAGGAUUGUUGUUACCGGCAACUCAAUCUGCUGUUGCAGAGAAAGAGUCACUGUCGAUUGAGAGAUCCAUGGUACCUGCGAGAUCUGCGAGAAGUCGUGGGAGAGGCCGUAAGAAUCGUUCAAAAGUUACACACGCAUCCGAUCUUCCUGGUGAUCAUCUUCAACAUGAUUGUGUUAACACUCCUGUUACGCCUCUCGUUACCCCUUCUCAAAUACUUAUCGACAUGUCUCCCGAUGUUACCUCUCCUGUUACUACCGCUCUCUUUGUUACUACCAAAACUGCUGGUGUUAUGUCAUAA